Messenger RNA from Mercenaria mercenaria, 691 nucleotides. RefSeq lists its product as uncharacterized. The coding region runs from base 47 to 691 and encodes 214 amino acids. NCBI's taxonomy places the organism in Eukaryota, Metazoa, Mollusca, Bivalvia, Venerida, Veneridae. The transcript is spliced from 2 exons. The record is from RefSeq and is a predicted model, not a curated record.
ACCAGAAAGUGAGUCGGAUUCGGACGAUGAUGUCGAGAUUGCUUCAAUGCGAGAAAAGCUAGCUCAGCUUGAAAAAGAGGGGAAGAAGCUAAAGAAACAGCAAGAGAAGGAACGUUUAAGAGGGCUCCUGGAAGAAAAGAAAGACAACAUCUUCAAACUCAAGGAAUACAGAAAAGUAAUUAUUGUUGGAGAUUCCAUAAUAAAACAUUUGCCACCGUUGGAGGGAGUUGAAGUUUACGCAUUUCCAGGCGCUACCAUAGGGAGGUUACAACACCUUAUUAACACCAUGAGAAUCCCUUUACAUCAAUUUAACUAUGUGAUUUUUCAUGUUGGUACCAAUAAUAUUGGUAAGGGUUUUUCGGUUUCACACAUGUGCUCUGAUAUGGUGAAUCUCAUAUCGCAGUGUCGUAAAAUAUCUCCUAGGAUUCAUAUCAUUAUUUCUUCCAUACUCCCUCGACCGGUGGACAACGAAAUCACUGAUGAAAGAAUAAAAUUUAACGCUAAAGUUGAAAAAGUUUUAUCAGUUGAUCUUGGGGUAAAGUUCAUCAAAUCCUACAGACCAUUUUGUUUUAAAGGAGAGAUCAAAAGAUAUCUGUUUGCCAGAUUAGACGGUGGUUUACAUUUGAACAAUGAAGGUUCAAAUCGUUUAGGACAUUUUUUUCAUCGAUUUAUCUCGACUCUCAAUUAUUAA